CCCCCGGCCCCCCGGCCCCCCCUCGGCCGGGCAGCCCCCAAUCCCGCGCCGCCCGGACCCCCUCCUCCUCCCUCCCUCUUCCCUCCGCCCCCUCCCUGCGGGACUCCGGCGUCCCCGCCCCCCAGUCCUCCUCCCCUCCCCUCCAGCAUGGUGCUCGCGGCCCCGCUGCUGCUGGGCUUCCUGCUCCUCGCCCUGGAGCUGCGGCCCCGGGGGGAGGCGGCCGAGGGCCCCGUGGCGGCGGCGGCGGCGGCGGCGGCGGCGGCGGCCGGGGCCGGGGGGGAGCGUUCCAGUCGGCCGGCCCCGUCCGUGGCGCCCGAGCCGGACGGCUGCCCCGUGUGCGUGUGGCGGCAGCAUAGCCGUGAGCUGCGCCUGGAGAGCAUCAAGUCGCAAAUCCUAAGCAAACUGCGGCUCAAGGAGGCGCCCAACAUCAGCCGCGAGGUGGUGAAGCAGCUGCUGCCCAAGGCGCCGCCGCUGCAGCAGAUCCUGGACCUGCAUGACUUCCAGGGCGACGCGCUGCAGCCCGAGGACUUCCUGGAGGAAGACGAGUACCACGCCACCACCGAGACCGUCAUUAGCAUGGCCCAGGAGACGGAUCCUGCAGUGCAGACAGAUGGCAGUCCUCUCUGUUGCCAUUUCCACUUCAGCCCCAAGGUGAUGUUCACAAAGAUUGAGCUGCACUCGCGCUCCGGCCACUGGCAGAGCAUCGACUUCAAGCAAGUGCUACACAGCUGGUUCCGCCAGCCACAGAGCAACUGGGGCAUCGAGAUCAACGCCUUUGAUCCCAGUGGCACAGACCUGGCUGUCACCUCUCUGGGGCCAGGAGCUGAGGGGCUGCAUCCUUUCAUGGAGCUUCGAGUCCUAGAGAACACAAAACGGUCCCGGCGGAACCUAGGCCUGGAUUGUGAUGAGCAUUCAAGUGAGUCCCGCUGCUGCAGAUAUCCCCUCACAGUGGACUUUGAGGCUUUUGGUUGGGACUGGAUCAUCGCACCUAAGCGCUACAAGGCCAACUACUGCUCCGGCCAGUGCGAGUACAUGUUCAUGCAAAAGUAUCCGCAUACUCAUUUGGUGCAACAGGCCAAUCCAAGAGGCUCUGCUGGGCCCUGCUGCACCCCUACCAAGAUGUCCCCAAUCAACAUGCUCUACUUCAAUGACAAACAGCAGAUUAUCUACGGCAAGAUCCCUGGCAUGGUGGUGGAUCGUUGUGGCUGCUCCUAAGGUGGGGGACAGUGGAUGCCUUCCCCACAGACCCUACCCUGAGACCCCAGCCCUGGCCCCCAACUCCCCAAGCCCUAGAGCUCCCUCCACCUCUUUCCAUGAACAUCACACCUUGUUCCCUGACCAAGCAGUGUGCAAUACAACAGAGGGAGGCAGGUGGGGGUUGAGGGACAAGGGGUUGGGGAAGCAGGAAAGAAGGGACAUGGUUAGGGUGGAGUGUUUGAGGUUUGCAGGUAAGAAGGUUUGGCAAGAAGACAGAGAGAUGUAGAGACAGAGGUAGAGACAGAGGGAUAAAGACAGAGGAACAAACAGAGCAGCACUGAGAAGGCAAAGGAAUAGAGAGGCAGAAGAGACAAGACUAGGCAGAGACAAACAAUGAGAAAGAGACGGAAAUGGAGUAAUAAAUGAAAGCCCCACACCAAACCUCCUUUCUUCCACUGGCAAGGUGAGGGGCUUGGUAUAGUUUGGGGAGAUCCCCUGACUACCCAGUAGGAGAGGAAAUCAAAAUCCAUUCUUAGCAUCUUCCCUCUCUCCCUCCAACAAUAGCCAGGGGGAGGGAAGCGAGGGCAGGGGCAGAAGUAAGGAUUUGGGAAUUUUAUUUAUUUAUUUAUUGUGACUUUUUUUUUUUUUUUUCCUUUUUCUUUUUGGGUACUUGGCUUUACUGGAAUGGGAGGGCCCCUGCCCAAUAUGUCCCUUAUGCCCAAACCCUGCUCUUCCCCAACACCCACCCACUUAAGCACUUGUAUAAAACCUUCAGGGUUGGGAAUGGGAGUAAGGGCAAGAGGGCUGAUAUAUGUGUUUCUAACCCAUAAGCACCCUAACUAACCUUGAGCCAAAUGGGUUGAACUGAGUGGCCAUGGAAAUAGUAAGAGGUUAGGAUUUAAGAGCUGGGAUGGGGAGAGGAAGUCCUCAACAUCCAGGAUCUAUAAGAGAGCCACUAAGCUAACCCUCAGGCCCACCUUCUUCAAGGUAUUGAUUUAUUUAGUCAGAAGGUACAGCCUGUUUAUGCCCAAAUUACCCUCAGCCGAGAGAGACCAAAGAGCCUGUGGAAUGCCCCUGCUCCCAGCCUCUAUCUUCAGGUCAAUAAAAAUGAGAUCCCAGAGUCCCCCAGGUCUGGGAAAGAUUAGGAAGGGUCAACAAAGGAGUAGUAAAGAGGCUGAAGGUUACAGGGCAUUUGAAUCCAAAUCACUGCUCUGGGCUAGGGAAUAGAGUCUGUAGACCAAGGUGGAAGGGAUUCUGGAGGGGGGAUAUUGUAGUCCCCCACCCCCAAAGCUCAGGGUGGAAGGAGGGAGAACAAGGAAGCAGAGUGUCUAUAAUUUUUAUCUUUUAUUUUUGAAGUAUAGCAGUACCUGGAAGCAGGGAGGGGACAGUUCAGUGGGGAAUGGCAUCUGAUAAGGCCAUUUAACAGUAAAGGAUGGGAAGGAAGGAGAUUCCCUUGUUUGGAAAGGCAAGGAAGCAGGCAGAAACUCGUUGCCACUUCAAGUCACUAGCUGGGCCAAUUCAUUCCUCCCACAAUCCUGACUCACUCUCCUCUGGACUCACUGUGCCUCAGUUUCUUCCCCUCGAUGGAAUGAGAAAUGGCAGCACCCGCCACAGCCAAGAGAUGAAUUCUGAGCACUUACCACGGGCACUUUAUGGACAUAAAAUACCUCUCGCUGUGGGACAAGAUAACCAGGGCACCAGAGUAGUGGUGAAGAUAUGUGAGGCUUAGAGGAGUCACAGGCUUCAGAGAGUACAAGUUCCCCUGCCUCUCAGAUGGACAGUGCUUGAAGCCAAGGAGUUGGGAAUCUCCACACCCUAUCCAUACCUCACCAGCAGACCUCUUGGCUCUAGGCAAGAGCCUAAGGAUGUCAGGAAGCGGGAGGGGAUGGGGGGGAGGGGAGAGAGACCUACAGCAAAAUUGUACUCUUAAGUAGAGCCAUCAGUUAUGGUCUGGCAGAAACAGUACUGAAUUGAAGUAAAGCCCAAGCCGGAUAGCAGACCUGGAAGGCUUGUUCUUCCUGAGCGCAUGUCUCUCCUGCUUGGAUCAGACCAUUGAAGGGGCAAAGGUAUGGUGACCACCCUUGGGAAGGUGAUGCUGGUGAAAUUUAGCAUCUUACUUCUAUCUCAUAGUGAGAAAUGAGAAGGUGUUUCAGGAGAGGAAUGGGCAGGGACCCUUAAGCUUUUCAACUCACCUUCCAUAUAGCAGCUACGUUAACCCCAAGUCUCUCCUCUCUGGCCCUAUUCAUCCUUCUGCCCCAGUCUUGAAAAACAAGAUAUACCUGACCAUUCACAUUUCCUUGGUGGAAGGAGAGGAGCAGAAAGAAGAAUAGCACAUGCUUCCCUACAAGGUCAAAUACCUCUUGAUCUUGAACAGGGUGGGGACUGGGCAAUAAACAUUAGGUAACUUCCCUCUACAAAAUCUAGACAGCUGGGGCAUUAAACAUGGGGAUACUUAAAAAAACUACCCCUUUAAUACCACCAAAUAAAGACCUUUGCAGGGUCAGGAAAGGGGUCAUUUGUCUAACGAAUAUAAAUCUGAGCUGAAGUUUCAGUCCCCCGUUCUUCCCUAUCCCCAAAGAGGCAUGGGAUAAAAAAGCUUGGGGACACAACCCAGCAACACAGUGGGGGCUGGCACCUUUCCCCCACCUUAUGUGUGGACCUGGCCAGUCCCCUCUGAACAUAUCAUUAUUGGUGUAAUUAUUUACUUUGUGUAUUUGUUACAUCGUGUGUGUGAUUGCCUUUGUUUGUUAAGGGUGUCUGAGGAGUAUGGGGCUGAAAGGAAUGCCAGGAAAGGACUUCUUCACUGAGAUCAAGGCUUCCUGGAGGGAACCACUGCAAAAAGGCCAUCAGGUAGUUUUCAAGUUAUGUGACAAGAGGGCAAAGAUGGCCAUAGGGUGCUCUGAGUUUUGGGAUGGUCACAUGACACAAUCCAGCACUUGAACCUGAAAAAAGAAAAAUAAAAGCAGUCAAAGAGUUUAGAAAUCAGUGCCAAGCUCUUCUCCCUGAUCAAGCGCCACAUUUACAUCUUGGAGACCAGGAAUUGAAGAGGAUCUAAGAGAGGAAAACUUUUGCUCUAGAACUAAGAAGAUGGGGUCCUUGGAGCAAAAGAAAAAACACUUAAGGAGCUGGGUGUGUAGUGCACACUUGUAACCCCAGCAUCACAGGAGGCGGAGGCUAAAAGAUCACAAGUUUGAGGCCAGCCUCAGCAACUUAGCAAGACCUACCUCAAAAUAAAAAAAUAAAAAGGAUUGGGGAUGUGGCUCAGUGGUAGAAUACCCUUGGGUUCAAUCCCUGUACUUUAAACAACAACAAAACACUUAGUGCUUGGGGAUAAGGGUUGAGACAUGCAAUUCAAGGGAGUUGGACAGAGGCUGGGAAAGGAAGGGUUUUCUUUCUGAAGAGCUUGAUUCAAAACAGUCCCAGAUUACAAAGCUCUCCCAGCCUCCAUAGAACAGAAAAAUCUGAAGUUCUGAGACAAUCCAGCUAAUGUCUGCUAUUCUACAGUCCCUGAUCUUAGGUUUCCUCAACAGUUUCACCAAAAUCCAUGAAACAAACUGACAGGCAUUUACUUUGCAUAACAAAAGUGAGUAAGCAUUUCAAAUAUUCUUUGAGUCCACUGUACCAAGAAGUCCCAUAUACCUAGAGGGGAAUUCCCAGGAUGUUAAAAGUUGGGGGUAGCAAAACUCUUCCCUGACAUAUCAAAUAACAACAUAAGGAUAGCUCCUGUGACACCACCAUGAUCCAGAACGAGGAGCAGGGAUACUAAGGGUUCAAUGUGCCACCAGCUUUCCCUGCUUUGUCCAUUCCACCAGCAUGACCCCAACUCAUACCAACUAUAAAACAGACUGGGACUGGGUAAGUAAUAGAGUGUCAUGCACUGCAUCCUCCCUUUAAGGAACUGCUUUAUCCACAGUUUUAUUCCUAGCUUUUGGCCUAAGUCAAAAUGGGUUUUCUCCCCCUACUACUCAUUUGUUUCCCAAAUUGAAAGGAAAUACAAAAGGAAUUGUAAGAUGAGUUUUAAAUCAUUUCUCCUUUUCCCAAAACACUCUCCAAGAGCAUUAGUAUCUAUCCUAUCAUUUGCUUUUGCUCAGUUUAGGAUGUGUGGGGCAUACCCCAAACUAAGAAAUAGCAAGCACUGUAGCAUUUAAGUCUCUGGUAUAUAGUGUGACAGAUACAGGAAAGUCAAUGCCCUGGGUGACAAUGUCAGCUUUCCUAACCAUGAGCUGAAGAUUAAGAGAACAACUAGAACUCUUCCCAUCUUCCAAGUCUCCAAACCCCCAAAUACAACUGCAUAAGCACAUGUAUGUAUAUAUAUGCAGGCCCAAACUCAUCCACCAUUCCCUAUCUAGAAUUUGUAAAAAAAUGUUCUAAAUUUUGAUUUUACCCUUGUAAAAUUAAGAGCUAAUAUUUUUCAAUGAUUAUUAAGCAAACUAUAGUAAACAAAUUGUGCUGAGUUCACAAUAUGAUAGUAUCACUUAAUUUUCAUAGUAACCUUCACAACAGAGUUCCUACUGAUAUAAAGUCUGAAGAGAGUCACAAAAUGAUUAAGUAAUUUGCCCAGGGUCACAGAGCUACUGUGACAGACUAAGGGAUUAAAACUAAAUAGUUACUAUACAUAUUACACUCUAAUCUAUUAAUAGUGAUAUGAGAGAGAACAAAAUAUGGGGACAAUAGUGAGGAAAGAGAUGACAAACUCAGGAACACCUUGGGUUCAAAGGGUCUGCAAAGGCAUGAAACCUGUCACUUACAAUUCCUUUGGAGGAAAAAACAAGAGUCGAAACAGCAAGAGAAAGGGAGGUUAGAAUGUAGGGGGGAAUUUUAAUAAUCAGAAGCAGAAUUGCCUGUCAGGCCUCACAUGAGAACAGAGAAGCAAGGUACAAUGAUGCGCACCUGUAAUCCCAGCUACUCAGGAAGGUGAGUCUGAAGGGGAUCACAAAUUCGAGGCCUGGGCAACUCAGACCCUAUCUCAAAAUUUUGGGGGCUAGGGAUGUAGCUCAGUGGUAGAGUGCCCCUCCUGGGUUCAAUCCUCAAUACUGGGGGCGGAAGGGAGACUCUCUUUUAUUUAUCUAAAUUCCUCCCUACCUCCUCAUCUGUUUCUCAUGUUAU
Messenger RNA from Sciurus carolinensis (gray squirrel), 6303 nucleotides. RefSeq names its product growth differentiation factor 11 (gene Gdf11). Gene Ontology annotation, molecular function: cytokine activity; growth factor activity. The coding region runs from base 148 to 1215 and encodes 355 amino acids. Lineage: Eukaryota; Metazoa; Chordata; Mammalia; Rodentia; Sciuridae. The transcript has 4 exons. The record is from RefSeq and is a predicted model, not a curated record. Gene Ontology annotation, cellular component: extracellular region. Gene Ontology annotation, biological process: SMAD protein signal transduction.